AUGGGGCACCCUGUGACGAAGACUACGCCUUUGCGGCUCGUGGUGGCCGUGCUUCUUGCGUUUUUGGCUGUCACGGCGUCGGCGUCGGCGCCGGCGAAGGUAAACAUGAGCAGCAGCAGCUCCUGCCGGCGUCUGUUCAGCUUUGGCGACUCGCUGAUCGACACCGGCAACUUCAUACACUACUCCAAGGCGCCGGGCUCCGUGUCGCAGUCGCCCUACGGCGAGACCUUCUUCGGCCGCCCCACCGGCCGCUGGUCCGACGGCCGCCUCAUCGUCGACUUCAUCGUGGACAGGCUGGGGUUCCCGUACUGGCCGGCAUACCUGCAGGCGAAGUCGCCGGCGACGAAGGGCGACUUCCGCUACGGCGCCAACUUCGCAGUGGCCAGCGGCACGGCACUCAACCAGCUCCUCUUUAGGAAGAAGCACCUCAACGUGGACCAGAUCACCCCCUACUCCCUGGGCAUCCAGAUCGGGUGGUUCAAGAAAGUGCUGGCCGCGAUCGCCUCCACCGACGUCCAGCGGCGGGAGAUCAUGGCGAGCUCGCUGUUCCUGGUCGGCGAGAUCGGCGCCAACGACUACAACCACCCCUUCUUCCAGAACAGGACGCUCGGGUUCGUCCGGCCGCUGGUGCCCCGGGUGAUCCGGUCCAUCGCGCUCUCCGUGGAGGCCCUCAUCAAGCUGGGCGCCAAGAACAUCUACGUGCCGGGCAUCUUCCCGCUGGGCUGCGUCCCGCGGUACCUCUACUUCUACCGCGGCGGCGAGCCCGGCGACUACGACUCGGCCGGAUGCCUCCGGUGGCUCAACGGCCUCACCGCGGACCACAACCGCAUGCUCAAGGGCAAGCUCCGCGAGCUCGGCCGCGCCCACCCCGGCGUGUCCAUCACCUACGUGGACUACUACAACGAGGUGCUCAGCCUCAUCACCAGGCCGGCGGUGAACGGGUUCGCCGCGGGGACGGUGCUGCACGCGUGCUGCGGCGGCGGCGGGCCGUACAACGCCAACCUCACCCUCCACUGCUCGGACCCGGGGGUGGUGCCGUGCCCGGACCCGGCCAAGUACGUGUCGUGGGACGGCCUGCACAUGACGGAGGCGGUUUACAAGAUCAUGGCGCGCGGGAUGCUCGACGGCCCCUUCGCCACGCCGUCAAUCAUGUCCAAAUGCAACCACAGUUAGCUGCGCACUAUACAAUACAUCGUGUGCUACAAGGUCGUCUCAUUCGCUUGGGAUUUUUUGGGUUUACAUUUUGCUGCGAACAUCACAUGGUGUGCUGAAUAAUUCUAUUUCUGAAC
Messenger RNA from Triticum dicoccoides, 1289 nucleotides. RefSeq names its product sinapine esterase-like. NCBI's taxonomy places the organism in Eukaryota, Viridiplantae, Streptophyta, Magnoliopsida, Poales, Poaceae. Bases 1 to 1173 code for a protein of 390 amino acids. The transcript has 3 exons. Gene Ontology annotation, molecular function: hydrolase activity, acting on ester bonds. The record is from RefSeq and is a predicted model, not a curated record.